Molecule: messenger RNA, 3141 nt
Organism: Physcomitrium patens
Lineage: Eukaryota; Viridiplantae; Streptophyta; Bryopsida; Funariales; Funariaceae
Biological process (GO): protein phosphorylation
Molecular function (GO): protein serine/threonine kinase activity; ATP binding
Source: RefSeq, a predicted model, not a curated record
AAGAAGUCGCAGGUUGGCUGCCUUGCUCCACACUUUCUUGCCCCGAGAUCGCUUCCUCGCGAUCGCACGGUCGUUCCUGCAUAGGCUCUCGUGUCUCCAUUCAUCUCCCACGAUUCUCAACGACCUUUGAAACGCCGAAAUCGGUGCAGAAACGCGCGCGGAAGGGGAGGUUCUACCACGCCGUCGGACGCUUGGCCCUUGACGAGGUUGUUCCUUUUUUUGCCUUCGAGAAUGCUGGGUUUGGUGUUCCCGGUGACGUGCAAACUGGUUUGAAGGUUUUCUUGUGAAAGAGCUUGUGCAGAUUGGGGGUGUGUUGUCUAUGUCCCAGCUGAUCGCUAGAAGAACAAAGUUAAAAUUUGUUUUGGGAAGGGAAGCUUGGCUUGGUGAUUGUCAGGGUUGGGGCGGCUCCUGCUUAAGUUCGUUACUGGGUUUGUCUCUUGGUUCCCAUUUGGUUCGAAAUUACCUACAAUUGGGUGAAGCUUCAAUUUGGGGGGUUAUCUACCCGAGGUUUAACAGGGUGGCUCUUCAGCUUAUGGGGCUUCUGGAUCGUCUUGUUGGUUCUGGUCACGCAUUCUGAAGAAAGACCAUGACCUACUAUUGUUGGGUUUUGUAGUUUAAGUGAAGAAGGGAAGGACGUCAGAGUGUUGGAGAGGUUAGCAUGCAGAAGUACAGGUUUUAUCUGGCUUGGAGCAAGCCUGCGGUCUCGUAGGGCGUUGUGCACCCCUCCGUACCCCCCUGCCCUGGCUGUUUGGUCAACUGAGGCAUCAAUAAGAGUUGAAAUUAUGAACACCGUAGUGCGUAGGUGCUGUCAACUCAGGGAUGAAACUAUGGUUGGAUCAUUUUAAGGAUAGAGGGCAGUAGAUAGGGUCACGUAAAGGGGUCAGAUGGAGCAAACAAGAAGUUGGUUCAAUCGGUUCCAACCAAGGGGUGACAGGUUGAAGAGUAAUGAGUCCAAAAAAAAUGGCUCGGGAUCAGACAGUGGCAAGGAUCUUCUGAGGACUGCUGGAUCAGACCAGGAUGUAGGCGAUGAAUUACCCUCAAGUAUCACCAGGCAGAAAGUAGCAGCUGCGAAGCAGUAUAUAGAGAACCACUACAAAUCGCAGAUGAAGAAUUUGCAAGAACGGAAACUACGACGGUGGUCAUUAGAGCGCAAGCUGGCAGAUGCCGACGUUACAGAAGAGGAGCAGAAUAAUCUUUUGAAGGAUUUGGAGAGGAAAGAAACCGAGUACAUGCGUUUGCAGCGUCAUAAAAUGGGAGUGGAAGAUUUUGAAUUGCUAACCAUCAUCGGGCGUGGCGCAUUUGGGGAGGUGAGGUUAUGCCGAGAGAAAUCAAGUACAACUGUGUAUGCCAUGAAGAAGCUGAAGAAGUCCGAGAUGCUUCGGAGAGGCCAGGUGGAGCAUGUAAAGGCAGAGAGAAAUUUGCUUGCAGAGGUUGACAGUAACUGCAUAGUGAAGUUAUAUUGCUCCUUUCAAGACGAGAAGUACUUGUACUUGAUUAUGGAAUACUUACCAGGGGGAGACAUGAUGACACUCCUCAUGCGUAAGGACACACUCACGGAAGACGAAUCCAGAUUUUAUGUUGGACAAUGUGUUCUGGCUAUCGAGUCAAUUCACAAACACAACUACAUUCAUAGAGAUAUCAAACCGGACAACUUGCUGUUAGAUAAGAAUGGGCACAUGAAGUUAUCUGAUUUUGGCCUCUGUAAGCCUUUGGACUGCUCCAACUUGCCUGCCUUACAAGAGUACGAUCAAUCUGGCGACAUUGGCAGGGAUCCCGCCGAUCCCAGGCAGUACAGAUCUGCAUCUCCCCUGCCGAGGCGAACACAGCAGGAGCAGCUCCUUCACUGGCAAAGAAAUAGACGUAUGCUGGCGUAUUCGACAGUCGGCACUCCAGACUAUAUCGCUCCGGAAGUACUGUUGAAGAAGGGUUAUGGGAUGGAGUGUGACUGGUGGUCAUUGGGAGCAAUCAUGUACGAGAUGCUGGUUGGGUACCCUCCAUUUUACUCCGAUGAACCUAUGACAACAUGUCGCAAGAUCGUGAACUGGAGAAACAACUUGAAAUUCCCGGACGAAGCGAAGCUAACACCAGAAGCGAAAGAUCUUAUCAGUAGAUUGCUUUGUGACGUGGAGCACCGCCUUGGCACCAGGGGUGUUGCUGAGAUUAAGAACCAUCCAUGGUUCAAAAACCAUGGAUUACCUUGGGAUAAGCUGUAUGAGAUGGAUGCAGCUUUUAAACCUGAGGUGAAAGAUGAGCUGGACACUCAGAAUUUUGAGAAGUUCGAAGAGAGCGAUUCCCAGAUACCAUCAUCCACAAGAUCAGGACCAUGGAGAAAGAUGCUGUCGUCAAAGGACGUGAACUUUGUAGGGUACACGUACAAGAAUUUCGAGAUUGUCCAGGAUGCAAAUGUUCCGGGCAUCGCGGAGUUGAAGAAGAAAGGAAAGUCAAAGAGGCCAUCCAUCAAGACACUCUUCGAUUCAAAUGGAGGCCCUAAUGGCCACAUUCAAGGCAGCUUUCUCUGCCACCUGCCUACGCCUAUUGAGAUUUCGGAGAGUCCUGAAACUUCACCAUCUGGCAGCAUUUCAUCACCACUCCAUCCGAACUCGACCUACUACAAGCCACCACCACCGAUGUAUCCAUAUCAAAGUCAUGCUCGAUAAAUAGCCUUAUGCCUCUCCUUCAUUCAUUUCAAAGUAUUGUGCGAUUGUCAGGAACCCAGUAACAUGUCUGCAUGCCUACUUGACACUGAGGUUUGCGGUUCUAUAUUUCGUCCCAAAGGGCUCACCAUAGGAUCGACACAAUGAUGUACUUAAGACUUAAUGGAUAUGACACAAGUGGGUUGAGUGUAAAUGGUCUGCAUUUAGAUACACUUUUCUUUUUCUUUUUCUUUUUUUCAAUUUUUUAAACUCGGGUUGAUUCAUUUAAAAGCGGUGUCUACCUUUGAAGUUGGUCAGGACCAUAAAAUAAAGUGAAUUAGAAUAUAGUUUUGUAGGCGCUGGUAUGCGACCAUACUUAUCUUCCGUUUGAAGUAAAUUUGUGCAUAACUCUUUCAAAAAGCUUGUAUCAUGGUCCUCGCUUAUUUUUUCUUCCUAAAUUGGUCACAUGAUCGUGGGAAAUUACGUAUUGUGAUCCAGAUUCAAAAUC